AUGAUAGAAAUCAUCGCUGAAGAUACGAAUACAUUUAUUUCUUGUGUGAGGUCUAAUUAUUCUCGUAUAAGGGAUAGCAGAGACACGGAUGGAGCAGAAAUAAAAGCUCUUUUGGACUUGCUUUACUUAGCUGGUAUUUAUCAUGGUAACAGAGUUAAUCUUGAGGAACUGUGGAGAAUGGAUGAUUUUAAAUUAGUAAUGAACUUGAAGAAAUUUUUGUUUUUACUGAGAGCUUUACGGCUUGAUGAAAUAAACACAAGAGCAGAACGAAGAGGAGUCGACCGCUUGGCUCCAAUAAGAAAUAUUUUUGAAAAGUUUUUCUCUAAUUGCCAGAAGUGCUAUUCACUUCGAGAGAAUGUCACAAGCGAUGAGAAAUUAGAAGGAUUUCGAGGAAGAUGUGGUUUCGUUCAAUACAUUCCCAAAAAAACGAACAAAUAUGGAAUAAAAAUUUAUGAAAUGGUAGACGAUCGUAUAUUUUACACAUACGAUAUGGAAGUUUAUGCUGGAGAGCAGCCAGAUGGUCCUUUUUACGUAAUCAACAAACCACAAGAUGUUGUAAAAUGGUUGAUAGAACCUAUUCAUAACACUGGAAGAAAUACAACCACAUACAACUGGUUUUCAAGUUUUGAGUUAGUACGAGAUCUAGAUGAAAACACUUUGUCAUUUGUAGGUACUUUGAAAAAAAAAUGA
Messenger RNA from Stegodyphus dumicola, 690 nucleotides. RefSeq names its product piggyBac transposable element-derived protein 4-like. NCBI's taxonomy places the organism in Eukaryota, Metazoa, Arthropoda, Arachnida, Araneae, Eresidae. The record is from RefSeq and is a predicted model, not a curated record.